This is a messenger RNA of Oldenlandia corymbosa var. corymbosa, 1491 nucleotides long. NCBI's taxonomy places the organism in Eukaryota, Viridiplantae, Streptophyta, Magnoliopsida, Gentianales, Rubiaceae. The record is from the annotation of a GenBank genome assembly.
AUGUUGAUGGGCUCAAAGCUUCAUGGUGUUCCUGUUUCUGCCACAGAGGCAGUUCCUCCAACAAGUCCAAAGGUCCUUUCUGUUUCUUCCACCUCAGCAACUCUUUCAGGUAUUAGAGCUCCUUUGACUAUUGAUGAUUCUGAUUUUGAAUAUGAUUCAUUUAGUAGCAAUGAGAGUGAUUCUGGGAUUGCGUCUGAUGGGUUCUUGAGUAGUGAAGAUGGGUCUGAAACUGCUGCACCUGAUGGCUCACAGGCUGAGGCUGUUCAGUCUCCUGGAUACCUUGUAAAUGGCCAUUCUGUAGGUGUGACAUCUGGAGGAAGUUCUACAAGUGCUUUGCUGGCAACUGUAGGUCAUGACUUGAACACAAAUGCAUGUCUCUUAGCUGAAAAUUUCAGGAGCAAAAAUCAGAAAACUCAAGUGAUUGAAUGUUCAAAAACAAUUGGUGGUGACUUGAGAUGUAAAGAGGUUCCAACCAGUUUCAGUUUUCAUACUGCUUCCAAGCUUCCUGCUUUGAUUCUUCUUCAAACAAACCAGAUUUGUUGCGGAGAGCUUACGAUCAAAGGGGUACACUUUUGGAAUGUCAAAUCUGAAGACGAAAAAUGCAUACUAUUGGCAGAUCUAAAGAACAAAUCCACUGAAUGGUAUAUCAAAAUAAUAGUAGCUGAGAAGACACCAAUCCGUCGAACCAGAAAAGGAGGCUCAAUUCAAAGAUACGUCUUCGUCGAUAAAGAGGCGGGAUUCAAACAGAGAUGUCAUCGAAGACAUCAUUGCCGACUACAUCAUGAAAAACCACGUCGGAUUUUAGAGUCACCAACUGAUUCUCAGAUCCGAACGAUUAGCCAGGUGAAAAAUUUGACUCAACAGUCAUCAGUGGAGUUAAAAUCAUUUUGGCUAAAAGCUAGAGCAAAGAUUGCCAAAUUAGAUCAGCGUCUUUAUGCCUUCAGCUGUCCUGGUUGUUCAAAAACUUGUGGCCUCUCUGAGCCAAGUGAAUUCACCUGUUUGUACUGCAACACGAAUUAUCCAAACCCAAAUUCAGUCCUUAGAUUUGAACUCCAACUGACAGAUAACAUUGGUUGUCUUCAUGCUACAAUUGAAGAAAAUGAAGCUGAAACAUUGUUGAAAAUGUCAAAAGCUGAUAUCAUUCAAGUUCAACAAACGGAAAACAGGAUCAGCAUACCUGAUCUAAAUCAAAAAUUCGAAGACGUCCAACAAUUCUUCUAUCUGCGGACCAACAAAAGAGUCAGGGAUUCUCUUUAUCCUCGAUAUAAUAUUAUUGCUUCCCUGCCAAUACUUCACUUAUCUUCUGCCAAAUCAGACUCUGAAAAAGAAAGUGUGGCAUCAGACACAGCCAGCAAAAUGUCAAUAGACACUCCAUCACUAGAAGAUGAGGCAACCACAUCAAAACAAGUAGAAGCAAGAACAAUUCCUGCCAAAAGAAUGCUUCAAUCAACUGACAGUCCAUCGUAUGCAAAACAUAUCAAGCAAGAUUAA